CUGCCUACCUAUUGUUUCUCCUUCCUUUGACUACCAAAGAAACAGGAAAUGGCUCUCAUUGGCUUGCUCUUGGUGUCUUUUCUCACAAUGUUCUCCUCUGCUUUUGCCUAUGGUGAAGGAUGGACCAAUGCUCAUGCUACCUUCUAUGGAGGGAGUGAUGCAUCAGGAACAAUGGGUGGGGCUUGUGGAUAUGGAAACCUCUACAGCCAAGGGUAUGGAACAAACACUGCUGCUUUAAGCACAUCCCUUUUCAACAAUGGGUUAAGCUGUGGCUCUUGCUAUGAAAUUAGGUGUGCUAAUGACCAUAAAUGGUGCCUUCCUGGUUCCAUUGUCGUCACUGCCACCAAUUUCUGUCCACCGAACAAUGCCUUACCUAACAAUGAAGGUGGUUGGUGUAACCCUCCUCUCCACCAUUUUGAUCUUGCUCAACCUGUUUUUCUACGUAUUGCUCAAUACAAAGCUGGAAUUGUUCCUGUAGACUAUAGAAGGGUUUCCUGCAGGAGAAGGGGAGGUAUAAGGUUCACAGUCAAUGGUCAUUCUUACUUCAACCUUGUUCUUAUUACAAACGUUGGUGGAGCUGGUGAUGUUCAUGCUGCUUCCAUCAAAGGGUCAAAAACUGGUUGGAUAUCUAUGUCAAGGAACUGGGGUCAGAACUGGCAGAGCAACAACUAUCUCAAUGGUCAAAGCUUGUCUUUCAAGGUUACAACCAGCGAUGGCCGUACUAUUGUUGCCAACAAUGUUGCUCCAGCUGGAUGGUCUUUUGGUCAAACUUACACUGGUGCUCAAUUUCGCUAGAGCAUGAUCAAGCUCCAAUCACAUGUCUAAAAUUAGUAUACUUAAUAUUAGGAAGAGUCUUGUAGCUAAAUAUUAGUAGUUUAGUACCACUUAAUAGUGUACUAGGAUAUUAGAUAGUAUGCUGCUUGGUAAGAGGGGGUCUGUUUUUGGAGGACAAUGAAGGGCAUAUUUUAAAAUGGCUCUUCAUUUUUAAUUUGUUGGUGUGUUCUUAGAUGGGACCUAUCUUUAGGGUUCUUUUGGUUGUUGCGGUGUUUUGGUUUUUGUACUUUUGAGAAGCUUUUUGACCAUUCUGCUGCUAAAUAGUAGAAGUUAGCAGAGGGGGACUUUUUAUUUUUUUGAGGUUGAAGUACUAAAUUGGAAGAGGUGGACUAUGAUACCACCCGCCAUAUUAGUAUAAGGGUAUAUCCUUUUUUUCAUAUUGGAAGUGUUAUAAGCAUUAUUUGCUUGCUAAUCCC
Molecule: messenger RNA, 1250 nt
Organism: Cicer arietinum (chickpea)
Lineage: Eukaryota; Viridiplantae; Streptophyta; Magnoliopsida; Fabales; Fabaceae
Gene: CA-EXPA4
Product: alpha-expansin 4
Biological process (GO): plant-type cell wall organization
Cellular component (GO): extracellular region
Source: RefSeq, marked provisional